AUCUCUCUCUCUCUCUCUCUCUCUCUCUCUCUCUCUAUAUAUAUAGAUAUAUAUACACACACACACGCACAUAUAUCUGUAUUUACUUCGUACACCGAUCGAUUUCUAGGGUUUCAAUUGUUUGAUCAAUCGCUCCGAUGAUCAUUGCAUAGAACGAUAAGCACAUACAAUUAAAAAAAAAGAAAAAAAAGAUUAGUCUAGGGUUAGUGUUAGAGAGUAAAAUAGUCCCAAUCAUGUUGAACAAAUUCAUCAAACGUGGACAGCGUAAGGUCCCCAAAUCGGAAGCCAUUGAACCCCCCACAUCGAACCCCCAACCGAGUGUGACCGUGAAUCAUGCUUCCCGCUCCGCCGUUGGGCCUUCGGCUUCCAAUUCCAACUCACAACUUGUAUCUGUGUCUGCUCCACCCACUUCUGGUGUGGUUGAAAUCUUGCCCAUGUUGAAGGACGUCCCGUUGAUGGACCGUCACGUUGUUUUCAUCCGUAAGCUUAAAAUUUGUUGCUUUACCUUUGAUUUCUCCGACCCGUUGAAGUCGGCUCGUGAGAAGGAGAUAAAGAGACAAACCCUUGCGGAGUUGAUUGAAUUGGUGCAGACAGGGUGGUGUAAGUUGAACGAAACUCUACAAGAAGAGUUGGUUCGGAUGAUUUCGGUGAAUAUUUUUCGGUGUUUACCCCCGGCAACCCAUGAAAAUAGUGCGACCGAAAUUGAUGAACCGGAUGAGGAUGACGCUUUUUUCGAGCCUUCGUGGAUUCACUUGCAACUUGUGUAUGAGUUGCUUUUGAGAUAUGUUGUGUCAACUGAGUUGGACACCAAGGUCGCAAAACGAUAUAUUGAUCACUCAUUUGUAGUGAAAUUGCUUGAUUUGUUUGAUUCCGAGGAUCCACGAGAGCGGGAGUAUUUGAAGACUAUUCUGCAUCGUAUCUACGGAAAAUUCAUGGUUCAUCGCCCAUUUAUAAGGAAGGCAAUAAAUAAUAUCUUCUACCGGUUCAUAUUUGAAACGGAGAGGCAUAGUGGGAUUGGUGAAUUGUUAGAGAUUCUUGGAAGUAUAAUAAAUGGGUUUGCGUUGCCGAUGAAAGAGGAGCAUAAGUUAUUCCUUGUUCGGGCACUUAUACCACUCCACAAGCCGAAAUGUGUUGCCUCAUAUCAUCAACAAUUAUCUUACUGCAUUAUCCAGUUUGUUGAGAAGGAUUAUAAGUUGGCAGAUACUGUCAUUAUGGGGUUAUUGAAGUACUGGCCAGUCACUAAUUGUGGGAAAGAGGUUCUCUUUCUUGGAGAAUUAGAAGAAGUUUUGGAAGCUACACUGACCGAAGAAUUCCAACGCUGCAUGGUUCCUCUUUUCAGACAGAUUCGGCGUUGCCUCAUCAGCCCGCAUUUCCAGGUAGCAGAACGAGCGCUCUACUUGUGGAACAAUGAACACAUAGUGGGCUUGAUUGCCCAGAACCGACAAGUAAUUUUGCCACUCAUCUUUGAAGCAUUGGAGAAGAACAUAGAGGGCCACUGGAACCAGGCGGUUCAUGGGCUGACUGCCAAUGUCCGAAAAAUGUUCCUGGAUAUGGAUGCAGAGCUGUUUGAAGAGUGUGAUCAGCAGUACGCUGAGAGAGAAGCCAGGUCCAGAGAAUUGGAGGAGCAACGCGAGUUGAUGUGGAAGAGACUUGAAGAAGUUGCAGCUCAAGCUGGGGACGACAUGGUUAUUGGCUAGCUGAACAAGUAUCAGAUUAAACUCUUCUUCCCCUAAUUCUGAGCUGAUAUCCCAUUCUAUCUGCUCGAGUUGUAUGUAGGUUACAUAAGAAUACUGAGUUAUACGACAUCAAGAAAAUGUAGCAGUGGUUCUCCUGCAUAUUUUUUUACUCCCAAAAGGAAAAAGGUUCUGUUUAAUUACAUUUUUUUUUCUCCUCCUUGGCUAGAUAAAGCUUGGCUCUUGGAUCAUUUAUUUUUGGUUCCUGGUGUCGGGGUGGGCAGUGUUUUGCAAUUUUUUUGUAACGAUAAGAAUAAUAGUGGCUUUACCGGUGGUGGUAACCUAUGAUUAUAUGUUUCUGGCCGGACAGUCAUUUUCUGACUAGAAAAAAAACAGAUUAAAGGGUUGUGAAUAUGAAUAUCAUUACUAAUUGUAUUCAGUAAAUUCUGACUCUCUUUGGAAUUUUUAUUUA
Camellia sinensis is the source of this 2145-nucleotide messenger RNA. Its product is annotated as serine/threonine protein phosphatase 2A 57 kDa regulatory subunit B' beta isoform. Lineage: Eukaryota; Viridiplantae; Streptophyta; Magnoliopsida; Ericales; Theaceae. The record is from RefSeq and is a predicted model, not a curated record. Gene Ontology annotation, molecular function: protein phosphatase regulator activity. Gene Ontology annotation, cellular component: protein phosphatase type 2A complex. Gene Ontology annotation, biological process: signal transduction.